AUGUACGAGAAAAAAUCUUCAGAAAAAUUUUCGUUAGAAUCGCAAAUAGUAAAAGCAAAUUUAUCGUUAUCGGGUUUAAGUUGUGCAAGUUGUAUUCAUUCAAUUGAACAAGUUCUAAAAAAACUUCCAGGCGUAUUAACAAAUUCAAUCCACGUAAAUCUACUUAUGAGCAAUGCCUCUCUAGAAUUUGACAGGUCAAAAGUUUCUAUGGAACAAAUUAAAACAGCGAUAAAUGAUAGUGGAUAUAAGGUGAAAGACGCAAAUAUUGAAGAAGAAAAAUCACAAAGUCAAAAUGAAAUGCGUGAGGAAAAUACGGAAAACGUUAUUAGUAUAAUAGAUUCUGACACAAAUCAAAUUGAAAAUGUGACGAUUACAAUGUUAUCAAUUGAUGGAAUUUCGUGUGCAUCAUGUAUAAACACCAUAGAACAAGCUAUCAGACCCUUGACUGGUGUAAAGCAUAUUCAUGCUAAUCUUCUUACUAGUGAAGCCAUCAUAAAACACGACAAUAAUAAAAUCG
Molecule: messenger RNA, 517 nt
Organism: Dentiscutata erythropus
Lineage: Eukaryota; Fungi; Glomeromycota; Glomeromycetes; Diversisporales; Gigasporaceae
Source: the annotation of a GenBank genome assembly